AUUCGUCAUUCCCACCACCGCACCACGGCCGCCGCCGCACCGUUGGGCAGCCUCUCUUCGAUUGGCGGCUGGGGCUCUUCGUCCUGGCGAGGGUUUUAGCGGGACACAGAACAGCAGCAGGAGGAGGAGCAGGCUGAGGGAGAGGCAGGGGAUGGCUGCCAUGGUUGGAGCGCGCAGGGCUCUCUUCGCCGCUCGCUACUCAUCUCGCGGCGAGCUCGCAGCCGCGCUCGUCUCCCCCGCCCGGCGCGUCGAUUCGCCGACCAGUCUCCUAACUGAAAGAGGGUGUCAGCGUUCUUUGGUUCCAUAUCGUGGCGCUGGCAAUCUUGCAUCCGAACAAAUUGAUGGAGACUAUCGCCGUGAGUGGGGAGCGCAGAAUGUAGAGAACUACCGAGAGGCACACUCAAAUCACUCAGCUGGUCAUCUCAGCCACACAUUGCAGAGGAAUCUCCCUUCAGCUGAUUUUUCAGAAGGCACUGAUCGAAAUAAAGGUGUGCGUGUUGGUGGUGGUGUCAAUGCACAUUAUGGACGCAAUACUGACAAACCUUACCAAAGUGGUGGAUCGUAUGACUUGCCAGAUAGUCACCAGCCCUAUACCGAUACAAGAGUGAAUAACGAGACACCUGGAUAUAAUACCAGGCAACCGUAUGGGGGCAGUAGUGUGUACCGCCACCAAAUCCCCAAGAGCGAUCUGCCAAAUGCUCAUCAGCAGCACAAUGGCGCACAAGCUACUAAUGGCCUUUCUUUAGAUGAUAAGGUGCAAACAGAUCGUCACCUUAAUGGAUAUGACACAUACAGCUCUGGAUACAACACCCAAAGUAACCAGCAGAGCUAUUCUAGUGGGCAGUAUGGAUAUGGCCCUUCAGGACAAUUGUAUGAAAACUCAACUGGAAAUGAUCAGCGCGUCUUUCAGCGACAGAAAGUUGAUCGAAGAUCUGAUGGUGAUUACACAAGUAGACCUGGCAAUUCUGACUCACAGUAUCGAAACCCCAGCGAUUUCCAUAAGGAGCACAUUGCAGGAUUUCAGCAAGGCCACAGUGGUAAUUUUGGAUAUAAUGCCACCCGACCCAAUGGGCCCGAUGGUGCAUACAAUCAUCAAAGUCCUAACGGGCAUCCACAAAAUACUCAUCAACAACACAAUGGCACUGGAUAUGACACACACAGCUUUGGAUACAACAGCCAAAGUUACCAGCAGAGUGAUACUAGUAGGCAGUAUGGAUACGUUUCUUCAGAACAAUCAUAUCAAAACUCAACUGGAAAUGGUCGGCAAGUCUUUCAGCAACAGAAUGUUGAUCAAAGAUCUGGUAGUGAUUAUGCAAAUGGGCCUGGAAAUUCUGCCUCGCCGUAUACAAAUCCUAGUGGAUUCCAUAAGGAGAACGUUCCAGGAUUUCAGCAAGGACACGAAGUUCAUUUUGGACACAAUGCUUCACAAGCAUACCAGAUCCCUUAUGCCACUAACAAAGUUGACUCACAGAGAAAUCAUCGAGGGUAUGUAAUGAAUGUAAACACAGAUUUACAACGCAACCCUCGUGGAAUAUAUCAAGAAAAGCAUUUGGAUACUCAACCUAUCACAUUAGGUGGGAAUAACUUGAACAGUACACCCUAUCAAGAUGGCAUGUAUUUUCAUCAUUCACUACCUGGCAGUCAGCCAAAUGAAGGAUCACCUUCUGAAGUGUCUGAUGAAGCCAGUGGCAUACCCAAAGGUACUAUUGAAGAACUGGAGAAAUUAUGUGAAGAUGGGAAAGUAAAAGAAGCUUUGGAAGUUCUGCCAGUGCUACAAGAAAAAGGCAUUGUACUGCAUGCUCCUCAAUACAUUAAAUUGAUGCAAGCAUGUCCUGAUGCAUCUGCCCUCGCUGAAGCAAGAAAAAUACAUAAUGAAAUAUCUCGAUCAGGACUAGCUGACACAGUUAUUAAUAACAAGAUUUUGGACAUGUAUGCUAAAUGCGCUUCUAUGGAAGAUGCAAAGAAUCUCUUCAGUACUAUGCCUCAGCAUGAUGCAACAUCUUGGAGCACUAUAAUCUCAGGGUUUGUGGAUAAUGGUCUUGGUGAAGAAGCAACUGAUUUUUUUGAUCAGUUUAAGCAGACAGGAGAUAAGCCAGAUCCUGGCAUGUUCACACAUGUUUUUUUGGCCUGUGGAAUUUUGGGAUCUGUUGACGAGGGGAUGUUACAUUUUGAAUCAAUGCAGAAAGAUUUUGGUAUAACUCCUGCCAUGGAUCAUUAUGCCAGCAUUGUUAGUAUGCUUGGGCAGUCUGGCUAUCUUGAUGAAGCUCGUGAGUUUAUUGAAAGGAUGCCUGUGGAACCAAGCAUUGAUGUCUGGGAAAGUUUGAUGAAUAUGUGUCGACUUAAUGGCUCUAUGGAGCUAGGAGAUCGUUGUGCUCAAAUUAUAGAAUGCCUGGAUCCUUCUAGGCUUAAUGAGCAGUCUAAAAUGGGUCUUUUCCCAAUAAAUGCGUCAGACCUUGCAAAGGAGAAAGAAAGGAAAAAGGCGAAUUCUGUUGAAGCUAGGAGCAAAGUUCAUGAAUACAGAGCAGGGGAUCGAUCCCAUCCAGAAACCUUUAGGAUCUAUGAAGAGCUGAGGUACUUGUCUGCUCAUAUGAAGGAGGCUGGCUAUAUUGCGGAUACCCGAUUUGUACUUCACGAUGUUGACCAAGAAACUAAAGAGGACGCCUUGCUAGCUCAUAGUGAGAGACUAGCUGUUAGUUAUGGUCUGAUAACCAGCGCUGUCCGUUCCCCUAUCCGGGUUAUAAAGAAUCUUCGCUCCUGCGGGGAUUGCCACACUGCUUUCAAGAUAAUCUCUAAACUUGUUGGCCGUCAGAUCAUUGCAAGGGACGCAAAGAGGUUCCACCAUUUUGAAAAUGGUGUGUGCUCAUGCAAUGAUUAUUGGUAAAAAGAAUGCUACAAAUCUACAUUGUUACCAGUUUUAAUAGGUACAAACCACAAUAGGUUGUGUAAAUCCUGAUUCCUGAAGCUAUGCCGUUUCCUACGAAACAUUUAGUUAACCGGUUUCAUGGCAGGGACAUGUUCCAUCUUCUCGUCCAUGUAACCCCUUUUUUAGUGUUCUACUACCCUGGAAUUCAAGCAUUUACCCUUGAAGCAUUUAUUUGAUGAUGCCCCUUCUCUUUA
Brachypodium distachyon (stiff brome) is the source of this 3117-nucleotide messenger RNA. Its product is annotated as pentatricopeptide repeat-containing protein At4g32450, mitochondrial. Gene Ontology annotation, biological process: RNA modification. The record is from RefSeq and is a predicted model, not a curated record. The coding region runs from base 152 to 2881 and encodes 909 amino acids. Lineage: Eukaryota; Viridiplantae; Streptophyta; Magnoliopsida; Poales; Poaceae. Gene Ontology annotation, molecular function: protein binding; zinc ion binding; RNA binding. The transcript has 2 exons.